AGCCUUGCCUUGCACGGAAGCCCUCAGUCCAACGCUCUGCGCACAGUGAGCGUGGAGCGAACAGCAGCGAUUGAUCACAAAACCUCCCCGACAGCCAUCCCGUCCGUCUGAAGAGGAAAGACCGCUCCGAAACGCGGCACCCAUCUCCGCGACCCGGCCGUCACCAGGCUGGGCAACGCCGCCCGGGGGCUCUGAAAUCACCUCCGUUUGGGCUCAGAGGGACGUCAUCCCUCCUGCCCUCGACGAGUGAAACGGCACGUGUGUCUCGAAACGGAAAACUGGAGCUUUCUUCAGCUAACCGGACGGGAAACCGGGAGCCCGGCCCUCCCAGGCCAAAAAGCCCAACGGUAGAGCUCAGAAAAAAGCCAAGCGACUUACCUUGCUUGUUGCCCUGCCGUUGCCCGUAUCCGGUCGCGGAGCGCGAUGUCACAACCGGCGUGCCAAGUUUCGGCAAUCAGGAGGCCGCUUCCCGGGGCGAUCGGCGCCUGGAGCCCGGAAGACCUCCCCUGCCCAGCCUGCCCUCCUCCCUGGUGCUGGGGAGGGCCGUGAUUCCUGCCAUCUGAAGGAAAAAACCCGCAGCCACCGGGAUGACGACCCCCGGCCGUGUCGGUCUCCUCCACGGUGUUACAAUUGUGAAACCUAUAGUCUACGGUAAUGUAGCGCGCUAUUUUGGAAAGAAAAGAGAAGAAGAUGGGCACACCCAUCAAUGGACAGUCUACGUCAAACCAUACAGGAAUGAGGAUAUGUCAGCCUAUGUGAAGAAAAUCCAGUUUAAGUUGCACGAGAGCUACGGCAAUCCAUUGAGAGUUGUUACUAAACCUCCUUAUGAAAUAACCGAAACGGGCUGGGGUGAAUUUGAAAUUAUCAUCAAAAUAUUUUUCAUUGAUCCCAAUGAAAGACCUGUGACCCUGUAUCACUUACUGAAACUGUUUCAAUCGGACACCAAUGCGAUGCUGGGGAAAAAGACGGUGGUUUCCGAAUUCUACGAUGAAAUGAUUUUUCAAGAUCCAACCGCAAUGAUGCAGCAGCUGCUGACAACAUCUCGCCAGUUAACCCUGGGGGCCUAUAAGCAUGAGACGGAAUUCGCCGACCUGGAAGUUAAAACCCGGGAAAAGCUAGAAGCCGCCAAGAAGAAAACGAGCUUUGAAAUUGCCGAGCUUAAAGAGAGAUUAAAGGCAAGUCGGGAAACUAUCAACUGUUUGAAAAAUGAAAUCAGGAAGCUCGGAGAAGAUGAUCAGACUAAAGAAAUAUGAAACAGAAAACCCAAAACCUCCAGAGGACUUGAAGAUGUUACGCUGAAAAUAAAGGAUGUUGCGGGGACUGGUUAAUGUAAAUAAUAUUAGGUUUUUUAGAAGAACGUAUUUAGUCGCCUGUCACGGAUUUCUUGGCCAAGAGUACUUGGGCCUCUGUGGAAAAAAGUUUUAACGUAACUGCUUUAUACAUUGUUUUAACUGAGAAGAUUCACGGACAUUUGCCGAACUGUUUUAAGGCCGUUUUUUGACUGGAGGUAAAACUGUUUGGGACUGCAUUGUAACUUUUAGAGGAAAACUCUCGCUGUAUGUCUCAGUCUUAACUUCUAAGCUAAUUUUUUACUUUGAUUUCAGCAAACUGGAAACCGUUUUUAUAGUUUACUUGCCCUUACCCUUGGUUGCCCACACUUUUGGGGGUUUUCUUUUUACCACGGUCCCAAUCCCUCCCCAUCCGAGCUAAUUUUCUAUCCGGCACCUCAUCUCACGCCCCGGGGGGGACACAGCCGCGGAAGACCACCGUCUCCCGCCUUUCCCACCGACCGGCUCACCCCGAAGCGGUAUCCGCGGGGUAACUCUUUUUUAACCCCAAACAUCCGAGGCCGCACUGGAAUCGUUUGGAUUCAAUAGCAGGUCGCCGGGGAUGGCGUCGGUGUCCCGGACCGCCCGCCCGCCUGCCCCCUCGCCCCCCGGCUUCAGCCUUUCGACCCCCGGGACCGUUGAGAGACCUGUAAUUUUAAAUCCCCAGACGAUGUGUGAAGUCGAAAUAAAUCUUAAUUCAAU
This is a messenger RNA of Tachyglossus aculeatus (Australian echidna), 2030 nucleotides long. RefSeq names its product YEATS domain containing 4 (gene YEATS4). The record is from RefSeq and is a predicted model, not a curated record. Gene Ontology annotation, biological process: regulation of DNA-templated transcription. The coding region runs from base 588 to 1253 and encodes 221 amino acids. Lineage: Eukaryota; Metazoa; Chordata; Mammalia; Monotremata; Tachyglossidae. The transcript has 7 exons.